Messenger RNA from Dioscorea cayenensis subsp. rotundata (Guinea yam), 542 nucleotides. RefSeq names its product probable NAD(P)H dehydrogenase subunit CRR3, chloroplastic. Gene Ontology annotation, biological process: photosynthetic electron transport in photosystem I. The record is from RefSeq and is a predicted model, not a curated record. Lineage: Eukaryota; Viridiplantae; Streptophyta; Magnoliopsida; Dioscoreales; Dioscoreaceae. The transcript is spliced from 2 exons. Gene Ontology annotation, cellular component: NAD(P)H dehydrogenase complex (plastoquinone); chloroplast thylakoid membrane. Bases 43 to 483 code for a protein of 146 amino acids.
GAGAUAACUCUGGCUUCAUCGCUUACUUCAAAUCCACAGCUCAUGAUCUUCUCCUCAACUCCCAAACCAAGAAGAACCAUGCCACAAGUUCUUGCAUCCAAAUCCAUGGCCUCAUCCUUCAACCAAAAACCGAUCAAUAAUCAAGAAAUGAAGAGGCCAAGAAAGAAGAAGAUUAAUGAAUCCCCAACAAUAGCUGAGAUUGAGCGAGUAAUAGGCAUCAAAACAGAUGAACACUCAUCAUCACCAUCAUCUACACCAUCAUUGCUUCAAAUGCUCGCCACCGAGAGCCCGGCUGAGAAGAAACUCCGGGAGACAGCAGAAUGGAUAGUUGAGAAAACUGAAGAUCGAGCUCUUGUUAGCCAGAAGAUACUCAUCUUAUUCUUCAUAAAAAUCCUUCCAUUUUGGAUUUUGCUUCUUGUUGUUGCUUCUGGUCUUUUGAAGCUCCCAUUUGAUAUCCCUUUCUUUAAUGACCUUUUCUUAUAGUCUAUAUAACGAAUAUUUUUGACUCAUUAUGUAAGUUAUGAAAGAAACAUAAUGUAUAA